Molecule: messenger RNA, 2911 nt
Organism: Eleginops maclovinus (Patagonian blennie)
Lineage: Eukaryota; Metazoa; Chordata; Actinopteri; Perciformes; Eleginopidae
Gene: rassf6
Product: Ras association domain family member 6
Exons: 11
Coding region: 1555-2595 (346 amino acids)
Biological process (GO): signal transduction
Source: RefSeq, a predicted model, not a curated record
UUCAUAUAACCUAAAGUUUCUGGGUUUCAAUUGUAUUAAUACAUGUUUUACAGCUCAGUUAAAGUCUGCUGCACUUUCAUAGACACAGAAGAUGUAUUGCUUAAACACUUGCUGUAAACAUGUGUUAACUUAAUCAGUGUAAGGCAGUAAAUGCAUUUCAAUAAACUAAAACAAAACCAAAAAAGAGAUUGUGAUCCCACAGGGGAAACUGUGCUAGGAUAACAUCAUAUUUAGUUUGACUACAAUACUAAAGGAGAAAGGAGUGUAAAGGUGAGGCAGAGAGAGGGGGAGUGGCCUACAGGAAGGCAAUAAAGGGAGAAAACGGGUGUGUCAUGGUUUGCUUUGGCUUUUUAUCCCCCUGCCAAUAUCUUUUCUUUGUUACUCCUUGUAUCACUUAAACCGAUAAUACAUGUGUAUGAAUAACAAAGUCUUUCCAUUUUAAGUCACUCAAAUAAACAACAGUUGUGUAUUUCCCUGACUGUCCUGUUUUGUGAGAUUCCUUGGAUGCCUGGAGCAGUUCCUUUUGAGUUAAUACUGAAAUAGCUGCUGCAUAUAGAACAAUACCUCUUUUGGAGGUAUGAACUCUCAUAGAUUAUUGACUUUGUAAUGUUUUCAACUUUUGAGUAGCUCUCCUUUUUUAUUUUUAUGAUCAGCCUUGACUUUAAACUCCAUGUGAUUCACAAAUCACACACUCAUGCAGUUUGGAUGCCUUUGCUCCUGCAUGUUGAGGCUUGUGAGACACAGAGCUUGCAUGAGCUCAAGUGAGACAUGUUUUACCAAAAAACUGAAAUGUAUCCUCUCCACUACUUCUUCUUCUACUACAUUUUUCUGUACAUUUAUGAAACACCUUUUCUAUGAAAGUAUAUCAUGCCCCAGGUAAAGUUUGUUAAUUCUCAAACACACCUUGAAGACAUUGGGUGCAACUACGGGUUUAAUCGUGCCAAAGAGCAGCUCUAAAGCCAUACAUGGCAAUUGAGUGCUGUGAUCUAGAGUUCUGCACCUUGCCAGGUAGACAUAGGUCCUCUUACAUUUUGUUUGUGCUGGUAUAAAAUGGUCCCUGUGUAUGACAUUGAACCGUUAAUCAGAGCGGUGAGUGCUUGUGCUGCUGAUGACAACUGCUAAAUACCUGAGAUAUUUACAUAGCAGCGAACAGGCUCAGACAGAGAGCUGGAAAUAAUGAAAGAAGGGGAGCAAUAGGACUAUAGUAUUAAUUCAGAAGAAAGAAAUAAGGCUCAAAAGAAGAGAAGCCACGUGGAAACUUCCAGCAGGCUCUGCACAUAUACUUCUGUGACCAAAGGAUAAACAAAUGGUCUGCUCUACACUGUCAUCACUGGUUGCUGGGUGGAGUACUGUUAUUAAAUCUCUCGGAGAAGGCACAAAAAAAAAGAAAGUGAAAGAGUUAAGGCACGGCACGAGCGAGAGAGGGAUAAAUAUAACACAGAAACUUCCGAGAGAGGGAGAGGAAAAAAAGAUAUUUAAAGCACAGAGGAGAAAGGGACAAAGAGACUGAGUCGAAGAGAGCUUUUGUUUGUCAUGUUAGAGACGUAACCAGAGAUGAACAAAGCACAUCUUCUCCCAGUGAUCCAUGCAGGGGACGGGAGGACUCUGUCCAGAGCAGAGUUUCACUCACUACUAAACACCUACAACUGCUUUCUCAAGGACCACACUCAACUCCACCUCAGUUACUCACUGGAUGGUGAUGGAGAGGUGGUGGUGGAAGGGUUCCUGAAUAUCUCCUGGGGAGUACGGAGACCCAUCCGUCUGAAGAUACAGGACGAGAAACAGAUGCUGCCCUUCGUUCCUCUGAUCUCACUCGGGCCCUUCAGCCCAGUCAGCCCCAUCGGAGACAAGAGGGGUAUGUCUCGAUGGGGAGAAUAUUCGGACCUUCACCAGAUGGAUGAGAUGUCUGAAACACCACUGGACACAGUCGUCAUCAAACCUUUGCCAGGCCCUGCUGUGUAUGAGACGACCACUCUGCGUCCCGUGAGGCAGAGGAGCUGCGACCUGGAGGCAGAGUCCAACCUGAUCCGCUGUAUGAGUGACGCCUCAUUGGUGAAGAGGAGGAGGGGGAGGGGGAAGUCAGCAGCACAAAGAGAGCAAGAAAGACAACACCGCUUUUCCAUUAAUGGACACUUCUAUAACUAUAAGACCGCCAUCUUUACUCCAUCCUUUGGCACUCCUACCAAAGUUCGUAUCUCAAGCAAGAUGAACACAAACCAGGUUAUUGAACAGCUGCUACACAAGUUCAAGAUAGAGAACGACCCUCAGGAGUUUGCCCUAUACUGUGUUCAUCAGAGUGGAGAAAAGAGGAAGCUCAGUGACAGAGACCAGCCCCUGUGGGAGCGCAUACUGCAGGGACCCUCUGACGACAUUAUGAAGAUUUUCUUGAUCGACAUGGACGAGCAGGAAGUCAGCAAUGCUGUAGCACAGUAUCUGAACCUGGAGCUUCCUAUCUUGGAGCAGGUUCUACUGAAACUCAGAGAGGAGGAGAACAGAGAGAUACAGAGAGUUGUAAACAAGUACCACAAACAGCAUAGACUCCUGUCCCAUGUACUGACCCGUAAGAUGUCACCUCACAUUGAGACCAGCGUGUGACAAUUGCAAACACAAGGCCUUUCAUGCAUCACAGCACCACGAAAGAGUAGCUUUGUUGAACUUUACAGCAACAUGGCUGUAGAUGCAAAAAAAAAGUACGAAUGUGAAACAAAAUGGUGAGUAUUUAGUAAAAUACCACCUAUCUGACACACUGACAGAAACAGUUGUUCUAAUGAGUUAUGUCAUUUUAGUAUGUCAGGUGAUCUUUAUUUCUCUUUUUUUUUAAAUAAGUUCACGAUGAAAUUGUAAAUGCUGCUGUAAAUAAUUGUAAAUCAGUGUCGUCUGUUAAUAAAUAUAAGAUGUGGGACCAAAAGGA